AUGGCCGGGCCAAUUCUAACGAUUCGUAAUUUGACCUCGACGCCGGUUGAAUUUAAGCAAUUAGAGCGACUUCAAAAUGUAUCUUACUCGCGAUGCCUCUACAGCUUGUGCAAGGACUUCAUCGGUAUGACAAGUAACAAUAAAACGACGAGCUCGCCAAACACGGCUUUAUCCCGGAAACUUAAUAAUCAAAAGGAGAGUUUUUUCAUCGUCGCUCCCUUUGAGACAAAAGUUACUGAAAUAGAGAGGAAUCCAGAUGAACUUUUGCGAUUGACUUUUGAAGUGGAUGGCCGGAGUUAUCAAAUUAAUACAUCGGAGCGAUGCCCGGGCUCAAUAGCUUUAACGUCCCUCACUCCUGAUUCAAGUGCGCAGCUUAUAGCUAUACAUCACCCUAAGACAUCUCACCUCUCAUUAUUCUCGACUGCACCUCUCGAUGGCUGGAUGAGCAGCCUAAGUGAUGAAAUACCGCUUUCGGCAUUGAGCAUCCCCGGUACGCACAAUUCACCCACCUGUCACCUUGCAUUGCCAUCAGUUCGCUGCCAGGCUGUCAGUAUAAGUGAGCAACUUAAUCAUGGCGUUCGUUUCCUAGAUAUCCGCGUUCAACCCGAAGAUCUUCAAGACCCCUCCAAAGAUCGUUUAAGUCUAGUCCACGGGGUGUUCCCUAUCUCCCUAACAGGGCCCAAAUACUUUCGCAGUCUUCUCAAAGCUAUUUAUACCUUUCUUGAUGCACAUCCAACUGAGGCUAUUAUUCUCUCGCUCAAAAGAGAGGGAACCGGCAAAGCGACCGACGAGCAGCUGAGUCAAAUUCUUCAUAAGUAUUAUGCUCAUGAUCAAAGGCGCUGGUUUACCGACACUCGAAUUCCAAAGCUCGGUGAGGUCCGCAGUAAGAUUGUCCUCAUACGUCGUUUCAAUCUUGAUGAUGCUCUCAGAGCUGAGAACAAUAACCGAGGAUGGGCCAUUGAUGCCACAUGCUGGCCAGAUAAUUGUGCCGAUGGAAUUUGCUGUGAUGGCGCUAUUCGAAUUCAGGAUUUUUAUGAGGUAUCUGAAUCUAGUUUAAUUAAAACAAAAAUGGUGUAUGCUAUCGAACAACUUACUAGAUCAGCUCGUACAGGUAUUAAUCUGAGCAAGAAAGAUACAAUUAAUCCUCAUCCCCCAUUUUUCAUUAAUUUCCUUAGUGCAUCUAACUUUUGGAGAACUCAAUGUUGGCCAGACCGUGUUGCGUCCAUAGUUAAUCCAUAUAUUGUAGAUCAUUUGUGCCGAAAGCACAGUAUGGGAAACGAAUGUUUUGAUAAAGAUCUGUUAGGGAAUGGCUGCACGGGGAUUGUUGUUUGUGACUGGGUGGGAAAGAAUGACGACUGGGAUCUAGUCACAUGUAUUGUCGGCAUGAAUAAACUGCAUCAACUACGAUGA
Molecule: messenger RNA, 1410 nt
Organism: Blumeria graminis f. sp. triticale
Lineage: Eukaryota; Fungi; Ascomycota; Leotiomycetes; Helotiales; Erysiphaceae
Source: the annotation of a GenBank genome assembly